ACUCCACCUAAAGGGAGUGCUGGGCAAACCAGAAGGGGAGGUGGGAAAGCAGGAACAGAGAUGCUGCCGCAAGUGAACAGAAAGCAGGACAACCUGACCAAGCCAACGUUCUCUUGCCUCAGGGAACCUCUGCUCACGUUCACCUACCCCCUUCACCUAGGAUCCCUGCUACAGUGAGUAACUGCUCUGUGCAAAACCUGGAGCCAAAUGCCCAUAUGUAGGUGGCUAAGGACAACCAGCACUGCCCUCUGCCAUUUCCCUGGAGUGGAGUUGAGAAUAGCCUAGCAAAAACAAAACCCAUAUUUGUGUUCUGUGUUUGGGAAGGUUUUCAGAUGGGAUCCUCUCAUAGCCAUCCUGUGAAGCCAUCAGGGUAGCAACUUUAAGAAGCAGCCCACUCAAAGAAUGACCUUCCUGUGUCCCAGGAUACAAACUUAUGGCUAGGUUAGGAUUAAUUUCUAGCUUUGAUUUUGAGUCUCUUCCACUGGCACUAUUCCUCUCAUUCAUAUUUUAUCAGCCUGAUUUUCAGAGAGGAGUGCUGUCAACCAAAGAGGCUUCCUAUAGAAAAGUUCUAUUAAUUGCAGUCACAUCUGAUAUUUUCAUUAAGUUCAGAGAUUGAAGUGGGAGGACAGCCGAGAGAAAUGGACUGUGGUCUGAAUAUGUUAUCAGAGGUAGUGAAGUAACUCCCUAACUACAGUUGGGCAAGUGCUAUGCUGGAACUCAGUAUUGUCAUUUACACAUUCUGUUCAUUUGAAAAUGUGUGAGAUUCUGAGUCUGCCAGCAGAGCACCUUAGAGGAGCAAGACUUGCUUCAGAGAGUGUAGGUGAACUGAUAAAUCACUUUGGCCUACUUGCUGCCUCCUGAGGUAUCUGAAGUCGGCACUGAGUUCCUGUGUCCCUUAGCCUGCUGGGCCUCUGCGGUUUACUUUCUCUCCUGUCUGGUACUAUAAGUCUCGCAGUCUUACUGCCUUCCCUCCCCUGUCACCCCCAGCCCACGUUCCCACGAGGACUGCAGAUUUACUGUACAUAGUCGUGUCUCUCCUGGCCUUCCCAGCUUGGACUUCCUCACUCAGCCCAUCAGCGCUUUCAGGAUUUUUUCUGUGGUCUUCUCCGACAUACUUGUUGACUUUUCCUUUCUGUUUCCUACUUUCUAUUCUAUUCCCAUCGAAUCAAACUCGGCUCUCCUCAUCCUUGCCCCUUCCCCUCUGCCUACUACCCCUAACACUCAUCUGUGCACAGACAUGCACAUUUCUGCCUUUGCUCUGACAACUCCCUUUCAGGUUUACCCUGCUCCUUCCCUCUUAGGCUUUUCCAGUCUUGAUUUCAAGGCAAGUCACUUAACCUCUUAAGCCUGUUUCCCCAUCUAUAAGAUAGGGCUAUUAAUUCCUCAGGAUGGAAUAAAGGUACAAAGAAAAAAUGAAUUUGGACACUCUUUGUAAAAGUGAGUGUACACUUGAAGUAUUCCUCCCCAGCUACCUCCCCCUCCACAUACACACACAUCCUAUUUAGAGUGCUGGGGGUGGCAGAAGUGUGGCGUGGGCCCUGCAGUCUAGCAGUCUACAGUCACACACAGCAGCCCUAACUACGAGACUGUCUGUGAGGAAGUGCCAAACUGAGCUUCGUGGAACUCAGAAGAGGGAUGACAUGUCUUUCCUAGGGUUCCUUCAGUUAAAUAAUGAUGGCUACUGUAAUCCUGUUCACCACCUCUCAGGCCAAUGCUCAUCUGCCUGUUCCCCCACCCCCUGCUGCUCCAGAGCUCAGACCCCUAGGCGCAUGUGAAACUCAGUCACCAGUGACCCUGUGGCCCUCAUCGUUUUGGUCUUAUUCAUGGGCCCAUGUCAAUAUUGUCACAAAUGAGAGGAGGAGGAUCAGUCCCAGUCAUGAGAGUUCAGGUUUGAUUCAAACCCUAGAGGAGAAUUUAAUAGGUGGUAGGAAGGAAGUAUGAACUGAGUUGAGGGGAAAUUGCAAGGCCAGAUCACAUAGGAGGAUCACACUAGUUGAGUUCUCAGGAGUUGGGGGAGUUGAUUCUGAGAUGCUUCCUAGAUUGCUGCUGGGCAAGGUGAUUAAACCUAGGAAGGGCAGGAUAUUUGAUAGCCCAGGAGGAGCUCACUGUAAGAUCUGGCCUACGAAUUAUGUUCAAGAUGAACUGGAAGUGGAGGCAGGUAUCCAAGUGACCCAGUCCCUGAGGAAGUGAACCCCAGUUAAGGUUUGGUUGAGUGGACAGGUGCAAAUGAUUGUGGCUUAUUUAAUCAGAAAAACAGCAUUUCCUGUAUACACUUCUGGUCAGGCUGUUACUUCUUUCCUCCAAGCCUGACUCCCUCAACCCCCUCAGACCUCAAGCUGAAAGACCAAGUGGCUGGAGUCCCUUGAGCUAGGAAUCAAGACCCUGUUCCCUGUUGAGAGCUGCGCCAACGCUUGGUCUCCACCUACGCUGGCCCUCUGCCCUAGGCAGAGAGCAGAAGGAGGUGGCAGGAGCGCAGGAAGUGAGGUCCUCGAUAGAGGACUGGCCAGAGGGCCUUCGGAGAGUUAAAUUCCCAGAGGACAGGUGUGCACAUCCCCAGGAAGGGGCAAGUCCGAGGAGUCCCAGGGCCGAGAGGAGGGAAGGCGAGAUAAACCGUUCCAGGGCGCACGGGGUGGUGAAGCCACCACCAGGGGGCGAUACUAGGGCGGCGGCCCUUGGGGGCGGGGCACGUCAGAUGCCCUCGGGCAGUGUGUCAGCCUUGACCUGUAGUGUGUAGGGUAGGGGCGCGAAAGCAAAGAGCGCCCUUCCCGGCACCAGAUCCUGUUGGCCCCGCCUCCCUGGUCCCGCCUUCCAGGCCCCCGCCCCACCCCCGGCUCCGCCUCCGGCCGCGGCCCCUUCCUCCCGCAGCUGGUGCUGUGGUGCUGUGGGGCCGCGGAGCCGCGCAUCGCAGUCUCUAUGGCCUGGGAUCUGAGCGCAAAGAAAACGGACCUCAGAAAACCAGGACUAGCCCUGCUGUCGGGGCAGGGUGACUCCUUCAGUGACCUACAACCCCUCUGUGACCGCACAACUCCUUCUCACUAUGGAGUUUGUAUCUGAUGCUGACAGGCAGCGUGUCAUCCAUCCCCUCUCCGGACUCUUACUGGGACUCCAUGGCCACACAACUCUGUGAUUCCAUGUCUCCCCAAUUCCAAGACCCUCCCUGGCCCCACGACUCCUGACCUUCUAAGUGACCUACCUAGACCUUGACCCCUGUGACUGUUCUUCCCAUCAUCCCCUUAACUCUGGCCCUGGCUCCCCUUGGGGGUCUUGUUGGUCUGGGCCUCCCCAGGAAGAUGUGGGGGAGGCUCUGGCCCCUUCUCCUGAGCUUCCUCACAGUAACCGCCGUUCCUGGACCCUCGCUGCGGAGACCAUCCAGAGAACUAGAUGCCACCCCGCGGAUGACGAUCCUUUAUGAAGAGCUCACUGGGACCCGGCACUUCAAGGGCCGAGCCCAGAACUACUCAACGCUGCUGCUGGAGGAGGCCUCAGCAAGGCUGCUGGUGGGAGCCCGAGGCGCCCUGUUCUCUCUCAACGCCUACAACAUAGGAGACGGCACCCACAAAGAGAUUCGCUGGGAGGCCUCCCCAGAGAUGCAAAGCAAAUGUCAUCAAAAAGGGAAAAACAACCAGACCGAGUGCUUCAACCACGUGCGGCUCCUGCAGCGGCUCAACGCCACCCACCUCUACGCGUGCGGGACCCACGCCUUCCAGCCCCUCUGCGCAGCCAUUGAUGCCGAGGCCUUCACUUUGCCAAGCAGCUUUGAGGAGGGGAAGGAGAAGUGUCCUUAUGACCCAGCCCGAGGCUUCACAGGCCUCAUCAUUGAUGGAGGCCUCUACACAGCCACGCGGUAUGAAUUCCGGAGCAUUCCUGACAUCCGCCGGAGCCGCCACCCACACUCCCUGAGGACUGAGGAGGCACCGAUGCACUGGCUCAAUGAUGCUGAGUUUGUGUUCUCCGUCCUGGUGCGAGAGAGCAAAGCCAGUGCAGUGGGUGACGAUGACAAGGUUUACUACUUCUUCACGGAGCGUGCCGCUGAGGAGGGCUCUGGCAGCUUUGCUCAGAGCCGCAGCAGCCACCGUGUGGCCCGUGUGGCCCGUGUGUGCAAGGGGGACCUGGGAGGGAAGAAGAUCCUGCAGAAGAAGUGGACAUCCUUCUUAAAGGCGCGUCUCAUCUGCCACAUCCCACAAUAUGAGACACUACGUGGUGUCUGCAGCCUGGAAACCGAUACCUCAGCCCGCACGCACUUCUAUACAGCCUUCACGCUGACCACACAGUGGUCAGUGCGGGAAGACCCUGGGGCCUCGGCCAUCUGCCGCUAUGACCUGGCCGAGGUGCAGGCUGUCUUUGCAGGCCCCUACAUGGAAUACCAGGAUGGUGUCCGGCGCUGGGGCCGCUACGAGGGAGGGGUGCCAGAGCCCCGGCCUGGCUCGUGCAUUACAGAUUUGCUGCGCAGCCAAGGCUACAAUUCAUCCCAGGACCUGCCAUCCCUGGUCCUGGACUUUGUGAAGUUGCACCCACUCAUGGCUCGGCCUGUGGUGCCCACACGAGGACGGCCCCUGCUGCUCAAGCGCAGUGUGCGAUACACACACCUCACAGGGACACCUGUCACCACGCCCGCUGGACCCACCUAUGAUCUGCUCUUUCUGGGCACAGCUGAUGGCUGGAUCCACAAGGCUGUGGUCCUGGGUUCUGGGAUGCACAUUAUUGAAGAGACACAGGUGUUCAAGGAGCCCCAGUCUGUGGAAAAUCUGGUCAUCUCUCCGAUGCAGCAUAGCCUCUAUGUGGGAGCCCCUAGUGGCGUCAUCCAGCUACCACUGUCCAGCUGCUCACGCUACCGUUCCUGCUACGACUGCAUCCUGGCCCGGGACCCCUACUGUGGCUGGGAUCCCAGCACCCAUGCCUGCAUGAUGACCACCACCAUAGCCAACAGGACAGUGCUUAUACAAGACAUAGAGAAAGGAAACCGAGGCUGUGAGGGCAACGGGGACAUAGGGCCACCACCACCACUGAAGACCCGUUCUGUGCUCCGCGGUGAUGAUGUCCUACUGCCCUGUGACCAGCCAUCCAACCUUGCCCGGGCCUUGUGGCUGCUCAACGGGAGCACAGGCCUGAGCGAUGGGCAGGAGGGCUACCGCGUGGGCGUGGAUGGGCUACUGGUAACAGACACCCAGCCUGACCACAGUGGCAACUACAGCUGCUAUGCUGAAGAGAACGGCCUCCGAACCCUGCUGGCCUCCUACAGCCUCACGGUGCGGCCAGCUACUCCUGCCCCUGCCCCACAAGCCCCUGCAAUGCCUGGGGCACAACUGGCACCUGAUGUAAGGCUGCUCUAUGUAUUAGCCAUUGCUGCCCUUGGUGGCCUCUGCCUCAUCCUGGCUUCCUCUCUCUUCUAUGUGGCCUGUUUUCGGGGAGGUGGAAGAGGACACCGACGGAAAUACUCACUGGGUCGGGCCGGCCGGGCAGGGGGCUCCGCUGUGCAGCUGCAGACAGUUUCAGGCCAAUGUCCUGGAGAGGAAGAUGAGGGUGAUGAUGGGGAGGGGGCUGGAGGCCUGGAGGGGGGCUGCCUCCAGAUCAUCCCUGGGGAGGGAGCCCCAGCCCCACCACCCCCGCCACCUCCACCACCCCCGGCUGAGCUGACCAAUGGGCUAGUGGCACUGCCCAGCCGACUGCGCAGGAUGAAUGGUAACAGCUACGUGCUCCUGAGGCAGAGCAACAAUGGAAUGCCAGCAGGGCCCUGCUCCUUUGCAGAGGAGCUCAGCCGCAUCCUGGAGAAGCGGAAGCACACGCAGCUCGUCGAGCACCUGGACGAGAGCUCUGUCUGAGCCCAGCCUCCCAGGAAAGAUGCUCUUCCAAGCCAGCCUGUCUGCCCCAGGCUGGGUCGCUGCCUCCCCAACACAGACACCCUACCUUACCCCCCAUUCCAACUCCAGGCCCUUCUCCCAACUUUUUGAUGUUCCUAUAAUCAAGGGGACAAGACAAGCCCAGCCAAAGCCCCAUUCUCAGCCUCCAUAGACCCAUCUGUGAGCAGCCCAAGCCAACCGGUGCUUCUCAGAGGCAGGGCUCUGCAGGUCCAGAUGGCCUCAAUGUCACCACUCUGCAAGGCCCUAUGUGCUGGAUGGUCCUGAAAACAGACAAGACCUCUGCCAGCCACCAGAGCCACCCGAGCCCUGCGUGUAUUCACACGCGCGCGUGGAAGAAUGUCGAUCAGCUGGGCUGCAGGCCCCCCCCCUUUCUGGUGCAUUCUUGUGUUUCAUCCCUUCUUCUGGACUUUGGGUACCCUCCCAACUGCCACAUCCCACCCUAUUUAGUCCUCUCCUGUAGUCCCAGCCCUGUGUGAUGACCUCUUUGGCAAGAGCUUGGGAACAGGCCAGCCUGGGGAGGUAAGACUACUGCAUCAUUCCCUUUUCUCCCUUACUGUGUAGCCCUUGUUGAGUCAGCCUCCCCACCCCCUUGGUCACUUUCAAAAGUGGCAGUUCCAGGCAUGUCCCUUCCUCAGGCAUAUGUGCUCACAUUUCUAGUCACAUGCACAUUCUGAGCCUCCCCUUGCAGCCUCGGACAUGUGUCUGUCAGGUUUGGUCCAUGAACAUUUCAGGGGAGAGCUUUCUCCCACUUAGCUGUCUUCGCAGACACUUCCUUAGGACGGGUGACCGACACUGCACUCAAUGAGCCAGCCUCCCUUUUGGGGACCAAGCAUUUGCUACCCCUAGACCAGAGCAGGGGGAGGAGAGAUCUGAUGGGAUCUGCACCUGGCACAUGAAGCCCGUUCUUGGAACUAUGCAAAGGGCAGAGGCUGGGAGUUUGGAUGCUUGGCUCCCACCCCUGUCCUACCUCACCGGGACACUUUCAGGGUCCAGGAGCCUCUGAGGUCUCCAGGCGCAUAUGGGACAAUCAAAAUCUGACUGAGCUCCCCCAUUCCCCUUGGGUGAGGACGACUGUUAUUUUUGUAGCUGAGAACGUGGAAUCCCACGGAUUUUUACUGCCCUUCAACCUCUCCCCCUUCCACCCCACAAUGAAUGUAUUUAUUGUGAGGCGGCUGCACUUCUUUAAGAAUGCCCCCGCUCACCACCCAGGCAGGCGGGACGGGCAUGUGACAGAGUGGGGAGCCUGGGCUCAGCUCCUUCUCCCACUGUUGGUUAAUAAAUACCCUCUUUCCCCAA
Molecule: messenger RNA, 7154 nt
Organism: Sus scrofa (pig)
Lineage: Eukaryota; Metazoa; Chordata; Mammalia; Artiodactyla; Suidae
Source: RefSeq, a predicted model, not a curated record